GUGAUUAUAUAAAAAUUAGACUACAGAAGUACACGCCAAAGUAGCGAAAAAUGUAUGCACCGAGAAAGAAAGUUCUUUGGUUCGCGAUCGUCACUAGAAUCACAAUAUUAAUAUUACAAAUAAUUUUCAAUGUAUUAAUCCCCGAUCAUCAAGCAGAUGCAUUUAAAAGACCUUUGGAUUCCGCAGAGAAAGUUUUCUUCCAGGAUCGAAUAAUUUAUUUUCUAUUUAAUGGUCUUACACGUUGGGACGGAGAAUAUUUUUUACAUAUUGCAAGAUAUGGAUACACAUACGAGAACAUUCUCGCUUUCUUUCCAUUGUAUCCAGCUACGAUUCGCAUCGUCACCGUUAUUUUGACGAAAAUAUUUCCUCUAUUCAACAUUCAAAGUACGAUGAUCAUUGCUGCAAUUUUGAUUAAUUUCAUAUGUUUCGUAAAGUCGGCUAUUAUCUUUUAUGAUCUAACUGAGCGUGUGUUUCAAAAUACUGUAACAGCGUACAAAGCGGCGAUACUUUAUUGUAUAAAUCCAGCUAGCAUAUUUUUCUCGGCUAUAUAUUCAGAAUCCAUGUUUGCGUAUUUGACAUUUUACACUAUGCUCGGAAGUAUCGAGUAUAUGUCCAAUAUCUAUUUUCCGUUGGCUUUAUCAAUUUUGGUAAGAUCAAAUGGUGUCGUCAACAUUGGCUUUCCUAUAUAUUUCGAGUUUAAAAAAGCUCUAUCUUUAUCUAAUUCAAAGAGAAUAGAAAAGCAUCAACGAAAACAUAUUAUCGACAUAUUAUUAGUCUUAUGGCAUAUUUUAAAAUCAAUUAAAUUAAAAAAUUAUUUCACCAUAUUAAGCACAAUGAUUAUAUCGCUAUCUCCAUUUAUUGUUUUACAAAUAUAUAAUUAUAUGAAAUUUUGUACUUCCACAUUCGAUAAGUCGUUAUUGCCAGUUAACGUUUUACAAUAUGCUGUAAAAAAUAAUUUGAUUCUACCAGGUAGAACAGAUUCAUUGUGGUGUAACGCUAGUGUACCUUUAGCGUAUUCAUACGUACAAAAGACAUAUUGGAAUGUCGGGUUCUUAAAAUAUUAUCAAUUCAAACAAAUACCAAAUUUUAUCUUAGCUCUCCCAAUAUUGUAUAUCAUGUUGCAAUGUAUAAAAGAAUUUGCUUGUGAAUAUAGGAAUGAAUUGUACUUGUUGGGAUUUUUUGAUAGCAAGGCAAAAAGCAAAAAUACUAUUAAAGUAAAAUAUCCAUUAAAUAUGUUUGUCUUUAUAGUACAUGGAGUAUUUCUAACUAUGUUUUGUUUAUUUUUUGUACACAUCCAAGUCAGCACCCGUUUAUUAGCCUCUGCAACUCCCUUGAUAUAUUGGUAUUGUGCGUUGAUCAUGUCUCACAAAGGUACCGAUCAUAUCGAUUUACAGUACGAAAGUAACGAAAAUAUGUGCUCUAAAUGGAAAGUAUUUUUUUUAUCUCAAAAACGUUAUACAUUGCAAGAUAAAUUUGUUUUAUUUUACUUUAUAGGAUAUACAAUCUUAGGAUGCUUUAUGUUUUCAAAUUUCUUGCCAUGGACUUGAUACGCCUAUAAGACAGAGAAAAUAUGUUCCCAUAUGUAUGAAACAUGCUGCCUUUGACUCUUUUUUUAUCGCAAAAACGUUUCUAAAUAAAGGCUCUAAGAUAUAAAGCUCUUGUACGUGUAAAGAAUGAAUCCUUGAAGUCGAAAACUGCUUGUAAAUAUUAUAUUAAAAUAUUAAUUUUGUAUAAAUAUAUAUUUAAUAAUAAGGAACCUAUUUUUAUAUACUCUGAAAUAAGUACACAUGUAUAUAUGUAUAGAUUUUUGUGAACUAAUGUUACUCAUUGAUAAAAUAUUUGUAACAUGUGAAACAUUACCUUCUAAUCAUUAUUUAUAUGAUAUAUUCCAUAUAUUCCAUUUACAAUCCAUGUAUACAGUCAAUAAAUAUAUUAGCUUGGUUUCA
Molecule: messenger RNA, 1946 nt
Organism: Solenopsis invicta (red fire ant)
Lineage: Eukaryota; Metazoa; Arthropoda; Insecta; Hymenoptera; Formicidae
Gene: PIG-V
Product: GPI mannosyltransferase 2
Exons: 1
Coding region: 51-1547 (498 amino acids)
Biological process (GO): GPI anchor biosynthetic process
Cellular component (GO): endoplasmic reticulum membrane; mannosyltransferase complex
Molecular function (GO): alpha-1,6-mannosyltransferase activity; GPI mannosyltransferase activity
Source: RefSeq, a predicted model, not a curated record